AUUGGACUUGUUUUCCUCCUGGCUGAAUUCUGUCAGAAACAUUGAAAGGUAAUUCGACAUGAAAACCGCAUUAGUGCUUGCUAUGUCAAUAGCUGCCGUUAUUGGGCAAACGUCCUUUGGCGGCGGUGCCUUUGGCGGCAGUGGCUUUGGCGGCAGAAGCUUUGGCGGCGGUAGCUUUGGCGACGUUGGCGGUGGCUUUGGCGGCAAUGACUUUGGCGGCGGUUGGGGUGGCUUUGGCGGUGGCCCUGGUGGCGUUGGCUUCGGUGCCCUUGGUGGCGGUGGCUUUAGCGGCGGUGGCGGUGGCCCUGUCGGUAGUGGCUUUGGGGGCGGUGUCUUUAGUGGCGGUUUUGGCGGCGGCGUCUUUGGUGGCGGUAUAUAUGGCGGUGGCUAUGGCGGCUAUGGUGGCUAUGGCAGUGGCUUUGGUGGCGGUUUUGGCGGCGGCGUCUUUGGUGGCGGUAUAUAUGGUGGCGGCUAUGGCGGUGGCUAUGGUGGCUAUGGCGGCUAUGGUGGCUAUGGCAGUGGCUUUGGUGGCUAUAGCGGUGGCUAUGGCGGUGGCUUCGGCGGCGAUGACGGUGACUAUGGCGGUGGAUUUGGCGGCGAUGACGAUGGCUAUGGCGGUGGAUUUGGCGGCGAUGACGGUGGCUAUGGCGGUGGAUUUGGCGGCGAUGACGGUGGCUAUGGCGGUGGAUUUGGCCACGAUAAUUAAUGUUUGAUUUUAUCAGUUGUACAUAUAAAUGAGCUACAAAAAAUAUCGCAUAGGGUAUUUAGCUUGGAAUAAGACUUUCGAUCUGGAUUGACAAACAAUAAGGUAUUUGGAUUUUAUGUUUUGAAUAGACGUAUAUAUCAUUUCUAUUGAUGAAGUUCAUGGUUUCCUUUUUUAAUAAACGGAAUACAAAUUUUUGGUCGUGGGUAAUUCAGUUUUGUAUCCAAAAGCUAAGACGCAACGAAACGUUGGGAUUGCAAUUUGCAAAUAAACAAACGACACAUAUCAUUUAUCUGAUAGGCCCUUUUUAGAUAUGUUGUGCUUUUCAGAGCUCAUUUAGGCCAUUUUAUUUUUUGUUUAUAUCCACGUAUCAUGGAUUAUAUUUACGGCACUAUAUUUACGUCGUACUUAACAAUACUUCAUACAACACGUAAACAGUAAAAUAAAAUACAUCUGAAUCUCCAUGCCAUGCAUAAUCACACCAUGUAUACAUGUGGUUACCGUUAAAAUAUUUUGUAGACAGUACUAUUAACCGAUUGCUCAUUGUCAAUUUAAUGUUUCAGUGUUAAGUGAAUUAUUUUGCCAGGCGAAUUGUGGAUCGUACCACUUAAAAAAUAUCGAGUCAGAUCAAGUAUUUUUAUUGCACUUAAGUUGCACAUAAAUAUAAAAAAGUGAUGAUUUUUGUAGUUUUUUUUAUUAUAUACAACUAUAACACAAUUCUUUUCUAAUUACUUGAAAAAAAUAUUUGUUUAAAGAUUUCAAAUGAAUGACAAUUAAGUGCAUACAAUUGCAGAAUACUGACCGUUAUCUUUUCUUACCCAGUUCGAAGUAAUUGCCUCGAGAACACUUUAUUGUUACCUUCCUUAUUAUCAGGGUGUCUGACUACACGGCAAACCUCGCCUUCUCAUCAUUCAUGAGUUUAUUUAUUACUUCAUCUUUUUAUUCAAAUUACUCCACUUUAUCAUUGUUAUUUAUUAUCAUGAGGCUUAAAAACUGAAUCGAACGUUUUAAAUAGUCUAUAAAGGUAUAUCAUUGUGUCCUUAAUUUAAGUUUUGAAUAUAUGUAGUAUACAAGAGAGAGAUUUUCAAAUAAGAUAAAUGCCUUAAUCCCUCGAACUGUGUUCUCAUUUAUACCAGAGUGCCUCUUAUAAUGUUAUAAAUCAGAUUUUCAAUUCAUUGUGUAAAAAGAGGGAAAUAGGCAUGUAUUGCAUAAUUCCCAAUUAAAGCAUUCGAUUAAUAACAGUGAGUAAGUUGGGUUUUACGGCAAAUCGACACAAAAUGGUCAUAUAUCGCCGAAGAAAUUAUCAAGCAUUCCAAACUUAUUAGCAACUAUGAUCAACUAUAAAGUCUUAUUUCCGGUCGGGAGAAAUUGGUAAUAAUAAUGCUUUUUAAUUAUACCAAUAGAGAAUUUUUCACAUUUAUGUAGGUUAUUGUUUUCUAAAUCGAAAAUAUACGGUAAUAAUGACUAUGCAUUUAAUGGUGCCCACUGUUCAUGUGUUGCUGACUAUUGCUGGGUACCUGGUGAAUUAAUUGCUAAACUGGUAAAUUCUGAAGUUAUUAAAACUUUUAAACAUAGUUGAAUUGGCUGAAUGUCUGAAAAGUCGUGGAUAAAAUGUAAACUAUGAAUCGGAGAAAUUAAGGCAUGUUUAUUUACAAUAAAAGAAAACAUUUUGACCGAAGUGUUCAGAAGGGGAAAACAAUUUAUACGUGGUUCUGGGGCAGAACUUGAGUUGCUAGCACUUUAUCUAAUCAGUUUCAAUAUUUCUGGAAAAACACUGGGAAACUAGGAAUUUGGAAUGACAGGUUAAGAAAAUGAAAUGCCUGCAAUCUAGAUUUAUAAGUUUUAUCUGAUUUAUAAAGAAACUGUUUUCCUCUUCUAAAGGGAUGAAACAGCUUGCUGACUUACCAAAAUUAGCCACUAGAUAUCAAAGUUAAGAAGGAUAGUCCAUCUUUUAACUUGUACAUGUAUUAGUUUUUGUACUCAGGAAGCAUCUAUCAUUAGUUUAUGUUCCAACGAAUAGUAUCGUUUUAGGUAUUUUGUUAGUGCUUUUUAGUAAAAUGAGGUUGCUGCUUUCAGUUUUUAGUUUUUACUAUGCAACUUUUACAAUACUAGUUAAGCAUUUAAAUUGUUGUCUAGUCAAUAGACAUUAAGGAAGUUCUGCACGUUUCGUAAACAGGAAUGGGUGGAGUAACGUCAUUUAUCCGGUUAACGUAGAAUAAAGCCUUGAUUCGGCCUACGGGAAUGAAAAUUAUUGUAUGAAUUAAUGUCAACCCGUGAGUAAAUUUAUUACAAUGGCAACGUUACUACCUUUCUAAAGUUAAAAUAUGGUAUUAAAACACGUGGCACGUUAAAUAUUUAAAAAAACAGCUUGAAAUGUGUAGAUCAUUUUAAUCAUUGGCAAAUAUCAAAAACAAGCACAUGGACCUAUGCAUUUAAUUUCACCAUAUUAUAGGCCAUUUGCUUAUUUACGACUGUGAAAAAUUUCAUUCAAAUCUACAUUGUAGAAAAAAAUUCUAUUCGCGAAAAUGUUAUGAAAAUUGUGAUUUUCCAAUAGACUCCCAAAAUGAAAACUUGCCUGAGGUACAAUUUGUUUUCAAAUCAGUCUAGCAAAAAAUCAAGCACACGACCCUAUCUUUUCUAUUUGUUGAAUUUUCUAAGUACAUUCUGAGGUUUUGAAAAAUCAUGGUUUAAUCAAAUUCUACAUUGAGGAAAAUUUUUUAUCCGAACGUGCAGAACUACCUUAACAAAGAUUUACAAGAAAUGACAAUUGCUUCUUUCUUUUGUAUUGUAUAAUAUUGCAAAAUACUUACUUCUUUAAUAUAUUAGUCAUAUUGAAAACAUGUCCCCAAUAAUUCUGAAUGAUUGCAUUAUUUUAGCUUUGUUACAUGUAAUUGUGUCAGAUGAUGUAUAUGAAACCGAAACUAUGAUAAAACAUAUUGUGUUGUAAUGUUAUGUAUGGUACUAUAUUGUGCUUUCAUAGACUACAAAAAUGUCAAAUACAUGAAUCUUUAAAAACAACGUAAUUAAUGUCAUGAAUGAGCCAUUAUUAAAGUUUCCUAUUAACAUUUUUUUCGUUCAAAAACAUUUUUUUAUUUAACUUUUAAUUUUCAGAUAAGGGAAACAAGUGAAACUUACAGCUGAAUCGUUUUUCUCUCGUAGGAUAUAACAACAGUUUAAUUACUGAUUUUUACAAACUUCUAUUAACAAUUUUAGUUUUAAAUAGCUUUCAUAUGAUAUUAACUAUUGUAUACAUUUAUAAUUUUUAAAUGAUUUUGUUAUGGAUGCAUAAGAAAGUAUAUUUGAUUUUUGUUCACAUAACGUCGAUUAUUAAGAAUAACCUAAAUUUGCUGAAAGUUUGAUUUGUUCGUAUAGCUUUAUUGAUGUGUAUUUUUAUAAUUUGGCAUUUUUUGUAUAUAUAAAUGGUCACAGGUAUUAUUAUGUGCAGAUCUAACAGCAGAUCUAAAACUUUUUUUUCCCCUAAUCACCUUAUUUAUUGUAGUAGGCUUAUUUAUUUCUUGUAAAUGAUUUCUGUCUAUUGUUAUAAAUCAUUAUUGUCAAAUCUUUUCGAACUGAUCUUGUUUUGUUCUUCUUCUCCCCAAAUCACCAAUAGAUCAAGACGAAAAUAAUCAUAUUGCUUUAUACCAUUUUUGGUCGAGUUACCUUGCUUUAAACUACACUAGAAUACAUUUGAUUGAGUAAUCGUGUUUUAUACCAUGUCCAGAUAUAUUUCAUUGAGUUAUGCAUUUAGUGUUUGCAUUUUCGCAGACUGCAUGCAACUUAAUUUACCAUAUGGAAGCGCAACCUGUUUAACAGUAUACGUUAUUAAUUUACAGAUUGAACUAUAUUCUGCAGCAAUAAAACUUGUUGUUUAAUUCAACGUAUAGACCGAACUACCUUGAAAUGCUUUUAAAACGCAACAUUUACUAAGCUUACAAUAACUCCUAUUGUUUCGAUUUAUUUUGUAGCCACUAUACGCAAAACUAUCAUUACAAAGAAAUAAAUAUUCACAUAACUGUGAGUUUGAGAGGUAACGGGAGACAAAAACUAAACCAUACAAAAAGACA
This is a messenger RNA of Mercenaria mercenaria, 4767 nucleotides long. RefSeq names its product acanthoscurrin-2-like. The record is from RefSeq and is a predicted model, not a curated record. Lineage: Eukaryota; Metazoa; Mollusca; Bivalvia; Venerida; Veneridae. The coding region runs from base 59 to 706 and encodes 215 amino acids. The transcript is spliced from 2 exons.